Scatophagus argus is the source of this 1981-nucleotide messenger RNA. Its product is annotated as ubiquitin-conjugating enzyme E2 L3. The transcript is spliced from 4 exons. Bases 111 to 575 code for a protein of 154 amino acids. The record is from RefSeq and is a predicted model, not a curated record. NCBI's taxonomy places the organism in Eukaryota, Metazoa, Chordata, Actinopteri, Scatophagidae.
AUCCGAGAUUACGCUGAAAAUGUCCAUUUCUCGUUAACGGGUUGAUAACUAGCCCCCAGCGCCCCAUAUUCGCCGCGCUGUGUAUUCUGGGAACACACAGUAGUUUCAAGAUGGCGGCGAGCAGGAGGCUGGCCAAGGAACUUGACGAAAUCCGCAGGUCUGGAAUGAAAAACUUCAGAAACAUUCAAGUUGAAGAAUCAAACCUAUUGUCAUGGCAAGGGCUCAUUGUUCCUGACAACCCUCCUUAUGACAAAGGGGCAUUCAGAAUUGAAAUCAUUUUCCCCACUGAGUACCCUUUCAAGCCCCCCAAGAUCACGUUCAAGACAAAAAUCUAUCACCCCAACAUUGAUGAGAAGGGCCAGGUGUGCUUGCCUGUGAUCAGUGCAGAGAACUGGAAGCCUGCCACCAAAACUGACCAAGUAAUUCAGUCCCUCAUUGCAUUGGUGAACGACCCCCAGCCGGAACAUCCCCUGAGGGCAGACCUAGCUGAAGAAUACUCAAAAGACCGUAAAAAAUUCUUGAAGAACGCUGAAGAGUUUACAAAGAAACAUGGCGAGAAGCGGCCAAUGGACUGAUCACCCUAUGAGCGUGUAGCUCUCUCUCUUUCUCUUUCUCUUCCUCUCCUCCUGUCCCACCUGCCUGAUCAAAUACCGAUCUUCCUCCUGCUUCUAUGCUGUUCCUCACACCCCACCACCUUCCUUGCUCAUUCUUCUCCUACCUUCUUCCUCACACCAGUCCUCCCUGCAGCCCAGGAGCCGCCCAGCUGAAGCAAGACUGAAGGCAGAAGCAGCCUCAGCCUCCUUUCCUAUCCAGGACUCUCUGUGGAACAGACAGCCCCCACCCCCCACCCUUUCUCCCUUCUCUUCAGCCAUAAAUAUCCAAACCAUUUCUAACUUUCUACUCUUUUCUUAAUGUGAAAAAUAGAAAAUGAAAUGCUAUGGAAAAAUGAUGUUCAGAUGAAGAGUGAGAUGGAAAUACUUAAUGUGUUAAUUUUCUGUUGGAUUUGACUCUACGUAAACAAUUCUUGUGUGAAAUAGAUGUCUCUUAGAUGUGGUUUUCUUAAAUAUUUUAUUUUUUUGCAGAGCAGCAAAACCAAUUGAUUACUCCCCACCCCACCAUCAUCAACAAUCUUUUAAGCUAAUAAACAUGUCAGAAAGAUGAAAAGCUGUAGUUAGAACUUCCAAGUGUGUGCUGACUGAAAUAUCUCCCUUAUUCGCCUCCACUGCUUCUGGACUGGGACAAACCUUGUCACAUCUCCUUCCCCACAGCUGUUAAUCCCCUUAGUAGGAACAAAUAAUGGCAGGCCAUAUAUAAUUUGAAUUGUUAUUGCUAAAAAUGCUGCAGGCCAUUAUUGCGCACUGAAGUAAACACAAUUGGUUUCCAAAGUCUGUUGUUUCAUAAUAAAGAUGGCAACAUGUAGUUUGUAUCAGCAGACCCUUCAAGUUGAACAGCACUAUCCCCACAUUUAACAGUACUGCUUGAUAUAAGGUUAAUGUGAUUUUUUUUUUCCCCCAUUAGUAUUGAGAGUUUGAUUUUUCCACUUGAAAUUGUUUUGAUUUAUAGAACAAAAAGUUAUGUUAUUUACAUUACUUAAAUAAUGUGUACAUCUCCUGUACUACUGGGGACCCCAGUACAAUAUAGCCCUAUCAUUCUAUAAACAGAUGCUUUCACCACGCUGAGACAUAAUCCAGCAUCACAUCGACUGUCAGCUGCCUGGCUGAAAGGGACCUAACUUGCUGGGAGGAGAGGAAGGAAGGAGAAGCAGGAGAAGGAUGCACUCAGCUGGAUCCAAGUUCAGCUCCUGGAGGCGGUCCUAGAAACAAGCACCUUGAAGGCACCUGGGAGAGGACUGGCUGUCCAGGGAUAUGUCAGGACAUGGAAAGGGACUGUAGUGGCCAAAAAAUCCACCAUGUAACAAUUGUUUGAUCUGGUCCCAAUAUUGUUUCAUAAUAAAGAUGGCCAGCCAUUUGGCCUCACUGUC